This is a messenger RNA of Cokeromyces recurvatus, 2534 nucleotides long. RefSeq lists its product as uncharacterized. The record is from RefSeq and is a predicted model, not a curated record. NCBI's taxonomy places the organism in Eukaryota, Fungi, Mucoromycota, Mucoromycetes, Mucorales, Mucoraceae. The transcript has 7 exons. The coding region runs from base 61 to 2439 and encodes 792 amino acids.
UCUUGAUAUCAUUUAGCUAACUUUGGAACUGUUAUUGCUUGUAUUGUUUUAACAUUUUCAAUGACUUUUAGUGCAGGAUUUAAUGAAUUUACUCCAGAGGUGAUCUGGCAACUUCUUUUGCCCGUACUUGUAGCUGGAGCAAUAUGUUUGGCUAUCAAUUAUCUUAUCUGGCCAGACGAUAGUAUCAACAAUUUUUUAGGCAUCUCGAGGAAAACACUUGCAGGUUACAAUUCUUUCUUUAAAGAACAUACAGAUGCCUUUCUUCAAGAUUCACCUGUCAAUCAUAAUGUUACACUUCCAACUUUAAGUGCACAUCUUAAAAAUGGUAUUCUUUUAAUGAUUGAAUGUAAACGUGCCGUAAAAAGGGAAAUCCUGUUUUCUCGUAUAUCAGACGUAGAUUGCAGUGAGAUAUCCAAUUUGAUUACCAACAUGCGAAGCCCUUUACAUGGGAUCGGUGUCAGUCUAAUGUUGAAAAAUAAUUAUGUUUAUUCUGAGAAUAAGAAUAUGUUUUUUAAUAAAUUUAUUGAUCCAGUUACGAUGGAUGCAUUUACAACUUCACUCAAGGGUAUACGUCCUAUUAGUAAAGAAUUAUCGGACUUAUGUUACAACGCUACAAAUCAAGCCUCAAUUAGACUUGCCAAUCUUCACUACCCUCCUAGAACUACAUUAAAUAGUAUCCUGUGGCCGUUUCCAAGACUUUGGGUCUCGAAAAAGGCAACGACGACAACAAAUAAAAAUUGCAUAGGUCAAACUGAGGAUCCAGUGUCUACAUCAAUACUUUAUGAAACUAUUCAUCAACUGGAUGAAAUAUCUAAAAGUAAUAAAGUAUUUUGCAAAUUUCUUGGCUUGAAUGCUACUCAACUCCCUCGAAAUGGUCCACUCUAUUUACUCUUUCUUUAUAUAUUCAGUCUAAGACAACAUGCCCUUAGUGUUGCCUCGCUUUUGAAAUUAAUCGAAAAACUAGAAGCAAGGCGUGUUAAGCCUAGGAUAUUGUUACCUCAUCAAACAUUAAAGAAAUGGAUCAUGUCUAACAGUGAAGUCGGUGGCUCUGUAGGAGGUGAUGAAAAUGACUACGAAAAUCAACCAGGAGGGAAUGAUUUGGCUCGUGUGGGUACGCUUCAAAGUAACUCUCAUGAUUCUGAAAGUAAUGAUGUCUUUGAGGCAAAAUCGUCACGGAUAAGGAAGAAGCAAACCAAGUUUGCUGAUCCCGAUGUGUCUGCCCCUAUUACACCUAUGCAAAAGUUUUUUUAUCUUAUCUAUCUCUUUCUCCGAUGGCUUACAAACACUUCAACUUUGUUUGCUAUUAAAACGGCUAUUGGUGUUGUUAUGAUGGCUAUACCCGCUUGGAUGCCUCAGAAUCACGAAUGGUAUAUAAGUUGGAGAGGACAAUGGGGAAUGAUUACUUUAGUUUUAUGGAUGUUUCCAAUGACAGGUGCAUUUGUGUUUGGUAUUUUAUAUAGAAUUAUAGGUUCUGUUAUUGGGGCUGUUCUCGGAAUUAUUGUAUGGGAAAUGUGUCGUGGAAAUGCUUAUGGAAUGGCAGUUGUUUGCUUCAUUUUAUUUCUUCCUUUAUACUAUAUAUUCUUCUUUAUACCAAAAUAUCGAGUUAUUGCUUUAAUGACUAAAGUAACAAUGAUUCUUGUUGUCUCUUACGAAUACAGCUACGUUUUAGAAGGUUUACCUGGAUAUGACAAAGUUUAUACUGUAGCCGGAAAGAGAUUGCUAUUGGUAAUUAUUGGAAUUGCUGCAGGCGGUAUCUUAAUAUCUCUACCCUAUCCUCCUACAGGUCGUGUUGAGCUUCGUAAGAAAAUUGCUAAUACGAUGCGUGAUAUUGGAAAAUGCUAUGGAAUAUUAUAUGCUAGUACAAUUUCUCCUGCAGGUGUUGAAGCUUCGCCUACUGUUUCUAAAGAUUUUAGAAAGCUGACUCUUCAACUUCGACGACAAGUUGCAGAAGAGCGUGCACUUUUACAACAUACAGCUUAUGAACCUCCACUUCGUGGUUACUUUCAUUCAGAAAGUUAUAAAAUACUGGUUGAAAAGAUGGAUCACUUGUCUGAUCUUGUUACGAAUAUGGGAUUUGCACUACGUGAAGUAAGGUCUGAAUGGAGAAAAAAUAUUGCAUCUAUUUUGUUACAAGAAAGAAAAGACUAUCUUUCCGCAAUUCUUACUAGUGCAAAAUUGAUUUCUUCAACUCUUGCUGCAAAGACAGCACUUCCACCUUAUAUGAUUUCUCCAAUUGAUGCAAGGCAACGAUUUACAUCUCUUUUAGAAAAGAAAAUAAUGAUUGAUCCCAAGGAUAUCGCGAAUCCUUCAUUUUCUAGUUAUAGUGCGUAUCUUAUGAAUGGCCUUGUGUUUGUUGAUGAACUUGAAAAAGUGCUUAACGUGACUAAAGAUCUUGUAGGAAUAGAGGAUCCUGAUGAAUGGAUUCUUUCGCGUUCAUAAUAUAAAAAUUAUAUUUUAUAAGCAUGUAGAAUUAAUUAUUCUUUAUUAUUAAUAAUAGUAAUAUUAUUAUUAUUUAUUACUCGUUAAUGUAUAAC